This is a messenger RNA of Solea solea (common sole), 4168 nucleotides long. RefSeq names its product xylosyltransferase 1-like. NCBI's taxonomy places the organism in Eukaryota, Metazoa, Chordata, Actinopteri, Pleuronectiformes, Soleidae. Gene Ontology annotation, biological process: chondroitin sulfate proteoglycan biosynthetic process; heparan sulfate proteoglycan biosynthetic process. Bases 162 to 2849 code for a protein of 895 amino acids. The record is from RefSeq and is a predicted model, not a curated record. Gene Ontology annotation, molecular function: protein xylosyltransferase activity. The transcript is spliced from 11 exons. Gene Ontology annotation, cellular component: membrane.
UCCUCCUCCUCCUCCUGUCCCUCCUCCUCUCCGUCGCUGCCAGUCGCUCCUCAGGCCGCGGUGGGGAGCGUUUAUUCCCCGCUGUCGGCGUUUAGCAGAUGGGUGUCUCGGCCUGAGCCUCAGCCAGGAGGAAGAGGAGGAGGAGGAGGUGGAGGACAGAGAUGAACGCUCACCCGUGUGCCCGCAGGCUGGCUCGCCGCUCCGGCUCCGCGCUGCUGCUCGCCGCCGUGGCCGUGCUGCUGCUCCAGACGCUGGUGGUGUGGAACUUCAGCAGCCUGGACUCUGGAGCCACGAGCCGGGAGAAGAGAGAGGAGCGAGCCGGGGAGCCGAACAAAGCCGCCGCCGGUGCUGGUGGCGGACAGCAGCAGCAGCAGCGGCGGCGGAGGAGGAGUGACCCGGCUGCUGGGCUCCAGCUGCAGGCGCAUCGUCAGAAAGACAAACUGCGUCUGGACAGCAACAACAACGAGAACUCCGUCCCCAAAGACUUUGACUCUGUGGACAGCAACAGUAACCUCGGCGCGCGCUCCCAGCACCAGCGAGUGUCCACCGGAAACGCCAAAAAUCAGCCGGACAAAGUGCAGAGCGACGACGUCCUCAAGUCGUCUCCCGUCCAAACCAGAGGGCUCGCCCACAACCGCAGUCACGCCCACCUCCACAAACCACACCCCCAGGCACCGACACCGAUGAAAAUGGCGGCCGGUCUGGUGCCGAAGAAAGAGUGGCAACAGUGUGAGGUCAGCGGGAAAGAGGCCAUUUCUGCUCUGUCCCGAGCCAAGAGCCGCGAGUGUCGGCAGCAGAUCGUGGAAGUUUACUGCAAACACAAGGAGAGCACGCUGAUGCCUGAGAAGGUGCCUCGCUACUGCCCCACAGAGGGUAAGGCUAACGUGAACGCGCCGUGGGACGAGGGACCCUCGGUCACUUCCCAGCUUGUGCCGGUGCGGAUCGCCUUCGUGCUGGUCGUCCACGGCCGAGCAUCGCGUCAGUUCAUGCGUCUCUUCAAAGCAAUCUACCACACGUCACACUACUACUACAUCCAUGUUGACAAGCGGUCCAACUUCCUCCAAAGAGAGAUCCUUUCUCUGGCCGGCCAGUAUCCAAAUGUGCGGGUCACACCUUGGCGAAUGGCCACCAUCUGGGGAGGGGCCAGUUUGUUGACCAUGUAUCUGCGCAGCAUGGAGGACCUACUCAAAAUGGCUGACUGGUCCUGGGACUUCUUCAUCAACCUGAGUGCUGCAGAUUACCCCAUUAGGACCAACGAUCAGCUGGUGGCUUUCCUGUCAAAGUACCGCAACAUGAACUUCAUCAAAUCUCACGGCAGAGACAACGCACGUUUCAUCCGUAAACAGGGUCUGGACCGUCUCUUCUAUGAGUGCGACACACACAUGUGGCGUCUCGGCGAUCGCAAGAUCCCAGAGGGCAUCGCGGUGGACGGAGGCUCUGAUUGGUUCCUGCUCAGCCGGCCCUUUGUGGAUUACGUGGUCAACUCUAGAGACGAGCUGGUCGGCAGCAUGAAGCGCUUCUACUCCUACACACUGCUGCCCGCAGAGUCCUUUUUCCACACUGUGCUGGAGAACAGCGCCCUCUGUGGGACCAUGGUGGACAACAACCUGCGUCUCACUAACUGGAACCGCAAACUGGGCUGCAAAUGCCAGUACAAGCACAUCGUGGACUGGUGCGGCUGCUCGCCCAACGACUUCAAACCUGCAGAUCUGCCGCGAUUCCAGCAAGUGUCCAGACCCACCUUCUUCGCCAGGAAGUUUGAGGCCAGCGUGAGUCAGGAGAUCAUCAACCAGCUGGACUCGUACCUGUUUGGCGCGUACGCGUCGGGAACGCCGGGCCUACGAGCGUACUGGGAAAACAUCUACGAGCAGGACACGGACGGACCCGCCAGCCUGUCGGACUCCGCGCUCAGUCACUACCACGCCUUCGCCCGCAUGGGAUUAUCACGCGCUGCACGCUCGCUGCAGGGCCGUCCCAGCGACGACAGCUGCAGGUACGUGGCCAUGAGCCACCCAGUCUCGGUCCACCUCUACUUCCUGUCAGACCAGUUUCAGGGCUACCUUGUGCGUCAUGUGGCCACGAACCAAGCCUCCACCCAGCUGGAGACCCUGGAGACCUGGGUUACACCCAGAGACCACUUCAGCCUGGCCAGCCCCCCCCAUCCAACCAACAGACUGCAGCAUGUCCAGGUGGGGACAGAUUGGGAUCCUAAGGAGCGUCUCUUCAGGAAUUGGGGGUGUCUUCUGGGACCCGAGGACGAGCCUGUGGCUGUGCAGCGCUGGAGCCGAAGCCAGAGCAACCUGACGGCUACCGUGGUGUGGAUCGACCCCACCAACGUCAUCGCUGCCACGUACGACAUCCUGGUAGACGCUUCUGCCGAGGUCACCCACUAUAGACCGCCGCUGAACCUGCCACUGAGGCCCGGCAUGUGGACACUGAGGGUGCUGCACCACUGGAGCCUGCUGGGCCAGACCAGUUUUACCGUGGCCCCACUGGAGUUUCACCGACAACAGCCCGUACGACACGACGACGCUCGGCGGCUUCACGCCGGCCCGUCCAGAAACUCCUACAUGGAGCAGAGUUUCCACGGCCUCAACCCCGUUCUGCGUCUGCCCGUCAGCCUCAGCGCUGUGGAGGAGGCCGAGGCCAACGCCGGCCUGACGGGGGCACCACUGCGUCACUGGCUCGACCCUUUACUGGAAGGUCACUGGUCGGCGUCGGACAUCUGCUCCGUGGGCCACAGCGCCUGUCCCAUCAUGCAGCGGUGCGGCCUCACCGCCUGGAGCUCCACGAGCCCCGACCCCAAAUCUGCAGUGACCACGCCCAGAGAGGACGGACGCAUCAGGUAGCGGACGGAGUAAAAAAAGACUGAGGGGACGGAGGAGAGGACAAAUGAGUCGUAUUUAUUUAUUUAUCGAUGGCGAGUGCCGGUGAAAGAAAAGGAGGCGAAGACGCUGUCGUCUUUCGGUGCUGGUGUCACUGGUGGGCGGGACUACAAACAUGUGAGUGAGUGUGUGUGUGUGUGUGUGUCUUUGUGGGGACAUUUUGGCUUUUUCAGGGUUAAGAUGUGGUUUUAGGGGUAGGAUUAGGCACCUAGGUGUGAUUAAGGUUAAGUUAAGUUAAGUGGCCACAUUCCUCGCUCUGUUCACAGAUGACGUGAUGGAAACUAAUACAGGAAGUGCCGCACAUGAACAGGAAGUCGGGCCCGAGUUGGCUCCACAUUAAAAAAAAAGGUCUAAAGGAAACGUGUUAUGUCUGUGAAUGUCCCCACAAAGAAUACUGUGCAAACAAGUGUGUGUGUGUGUAUUUGUGAGGACCAAAACAAUCUUGCGGACCAUAGAAAGUGUGUGUGUGUGUGUGUGUGUGUGUGUGUGUGUGUGUGUGUGUGGUCUCCUGUUGUUUUACUUGUUAAAAACAAACAUCUAUCAGAGUAAUUUAUUCAGACAUUUAUACAGAAAGUAAUUAUAAAAAUUAUUAUUAUUGUAACCAUUAUUUUCUGAUGCUGGUCUGUGGCUCUGCUGUGGGCCGUCCUCAAUGACCUUUGACCUCAAUCUGAUUUACGACCAGUGUUAAAGCUGCAGUAUGUAACUUGUUGUUAUUUUUACUCUGCUUUCCGUUUGUUCUUCCUGAAUAGAGACGAUUCCCUCGUCUGAAACCAAGCACAACUACCAGACCUGACCGGAGGGAGCGUUUGUGUAUACAGCAGCAGAGCGGGGACGAGUUUCUCUCGUCAAACUGCUGAACCACCAGGGUUUUUGGACUGUUUUCCUUUUUUAGCAGUUUUACGUCACAUCAUUCAAAAGAAAGGGAAAUUAUUUUAUUUUAAGAUCCAUUUCAUGUUUAACAUGUGACAAGUGAGUGGAUGUAAAUGUCAUGUGACACGUUUAAAAAAAAAAGUGGGGAAACGGUGGAUAAACUUUUAAGAAAUUGUUUUGUAUUUUUUCAUCUGCUGUUUAUUUUUUUUAACCAGGGUUUUUCCUUCUCCCAGUCUCCGCUCUGAGCUCGUGUUGUGCCUUAGCUGUCGUAGCUCCUUUUUAAGGAAAUCCUGAUGAAAAGAUGAAAAGUGUCCAAAAGUAAAAGAGAAGAAAAAACAACGGUUGUAAACGCCUUACACUGGACACUGGUGGUUUUUGAAAUACAACAUUUUUGAGAAUAAAAACAGAAUCUG